Molecule: messenger RNA, 6882 nt
Organism: Anopheles merus
Lineage: Eukaryota; Metazoa; Arthropoda; Insecta; Diptera; Culicidae
Exons: 4
Coding region: 6152-6871 (239 amino acids)
Source: RefSeq, a predicted model, not a curated record
CUCGGCAACACUGCAUGCCGAGCGCAUACUGUCGGUUUGAUACGUUUUAACCAUCUUGCUAGGCGUGACUCGGUUUUCUGUCUGUCAUUCGCCAUUGUGUUUACAGCGUGCUAGUGAAACGAAACAAUUUUGGAGUGGUUUUGUGAUUUAAAGUGCGAUAAAAGCGAAAAUGGAUGAGAUUCUGAACAUUCUGCAGGAAGAAGAUGUAAGAACAUACGAAGUGUUCCGUAAGUAUCUUUGAAUCACAAAUGAUUUUCAUUUUAGCUUCCGGUACCUGGUCUAAUUUGCUUCUUCUGUGGGGAAAAAGUGUUUGGCUAUGUAGAAGAACUUCAGCAUCAUACUAAUGCACAUAUUCGGCAACAGUACUUCGAUCCGGAUCGUGUGUUUUAUGAUUGUAUGGUACCAAAAUGUCGAUCGACAUAUAACCAUUUCAAAUCAUUAAAAAGGCACAUAUUGCAGCAACACCCACGUUCGCCCCAAAACACCCGGUGCUAAAAGAGAAACGCUCAAUGAGAUCCCAGACGAACCCGUAACAAAAAAAUCAAACCACAUUGAUAUGGAAACUGAUUUUGACACCAAUUCAUUUCCGGCAACUGAAGAACAUUUUGCAUUUUUGGAAGAAACAAUCACUUUGGAUCAAAUUAAAAAAAAAAACAUCGCUCUGGGUAUUUGCAGAUUGACGGUAGAUGUUUCGCUUCCUCAAACCAAAAUUUCGCAGAUGAUAAAACUUCGCGAACACCUAGUAAAAAUGCUUGGUGUUUACUUCGAAGAAAGAACAAAGUCAUUUUUGACGAAACGUAAAACUGAUUUAGCUGCUCCAGAAACUAUAAACUUUUUAAACAAGUUCCAAGUAGAAGAUUAGUUUUUGGAAGUUUCAACGCGUUCAAAACAAACACAGGUUUUAAACAAUUUGGCUGUUAGUAUUCCAAGACCAGUAGAAAAAUUGCUUCAAACACGAGAAGAUAUUCGGCAUAUUGAUGGCAUACCAACAAAAGUAAUAGUUAACGAAACCUUCAUGUAUAUACCCAUCACUGAGACCUUGAAGCUAAUUUUCAGAAAUCCCCAAAACAGAGAAUUAAUGACAGAUAAUUUGCCGCCAUACUCACCCCUCAAAGAAUACUCUAGUUUCCGAUCAGGAGAAACAUACCAAAACAGUGAAUAUUUUAAAAAAAUCCUUGACGCCAUACGAAUAAACCUUUAUCAAGACGACGUGGAACUCGGAAAUGCGCUGAGCUCUAGAGCAGGUCUCACAUAAAUUCCGCUGCUUGUUUCCACGGUCGCCUGUCUGACCUGACCGUCCUUGGCGCACACGACGGACUUGACGCGUCCUUUGGGCCACGAGUUGCCCGGAAGCGUGUUGUCAACCACAAUAACAAUAUCUCCUUCCUGGAUGGGCCGGACCGGUUUGAACCACUUCGUUCUUCGUGUAUGCGUUGGCACUCAUACCUUUUUAACGCGGCAGCUUUGUUGCAUGGCAGCUUGAUGUCGGUGUAGCGCCACAGGAGACCAGUUUCAUAACGCCGCCCAUCGAAUUUUGUGUCCCGCUCCAAUAGCAAAAAGGCACGUUCGUUGUCCUUGGAAUGCCUUACGUCCACAGUCUUAUCGAUGCCGAUAGAUUUCAAAGCGAAGUGUUCUUUUACUCCAGCAUUGAGUGUUUCAUCAGAGUCGUCGCAUGAACAUAUAUGGAACAACGCGAUUGUCCCAGGAUGCAAUUAUCAACGCCGAUCAAGAUGCGUGGUGCUACAUCGACAUAAGACUCCAGCGGUAAGCCCCUCAGAUGUGCAAAAUCGGCUGCGAGUUGGGAUGCGUCCAUGGUCUGCCUAGGAAGUGCCAGUUUGUGAACUGUGCGUACAGUUGACAGCUCGUAGGGCGCUGUUUUCUUCUGCUUCCCCGAUAUGUGCACUGCUACCUGUACCGAAUCGUGCUCCUCCCGCAUGACAUUUCCUGUCCACUGAAUGCACAACGGACGUGGCGUACCUUUCAAACCUAGUUCUUCGAGCAGGUCGUGAUCCAUGAAGGUGGAUGUGGAGCCGUCGUCAAAAAAUGCAUAUGUUUCGACAUUAGCUUUCGGACCAUGCAGGACUACUGGAAGGUAUUUUAAAAGAACGCUUUCGUUAGUACUUGAAUGUGUGUUAACGUGUGUACCUCUCAUUUUAUGCGCCGUCGUCCCGGGUCCUGCGAGUGAGCCUUCGAAUUGAUGCAGUAACGCGUGAUGUAGAAGAUCGCACCCAUUAACACCACAUGAGGCCGUGACGGGGCAUCUGCCGUAGUGAUGGUCGAGGCACUUGCGGCAUAAUUUGCGUUCAUUCACGAACGCCCUCCUUGAUGCUACCGACGUCCUCAAGAACUUGUUACAACUGGCCAGCGAACCACAUGUACCUCCGCACAGGAUACACACCGACGAUGAAAGGUCAACCAAAGAGUAGCCGGUAGAACGGUCUACCUGCACAACGUUAGUGUUGCAGUACGCGUUGCUUGGACGUCCCAUUCCGGAUCGAUAGCUCGGCCCAGCUGUCGUACGUGGGGUUUGCUGUUGGUUGGGUCGAGCCUGAUGAAUGCCUUUGCCCACUUCAGUGUCGGGCAUAUCAAUGACCCCACAGAGAUCGUCCGCCAAUUCUCCAAUCCAUCGUCCAAACAAGAAGAUGUUCACUUCGUGUGAUCGUUUUCUCAAUCGAGCCCACUCCAUACACAGUACUGGAGGCAGCUUCCUCGUGAGCUCCUUAAGCAACACCACGUCGUACAUGUAGACUACCAGUCCCGAUACUUGGACCGUCGCGAUCAAACGCUUCACUGCGAACCCGAAUUCUACAAUCGUGUCCAAUUUCUCCAUUCUAGGGGCGGGUAGCCGUUUAACACUCUCUACCGCUCGAUCCACAAUCAAAUCUGAUCUUCCAUACCUGGCCUUCAACGUGCUGAUUACUUCACUCAACAGCACCCGCCCGGGAACAGCAACAGGACUCCGACAGCGUCUAGUGCUGCACCUUUCAGGCAGUGUUGUAACCUCACUAAAUUUUCGUCGUCCGAAUAAUUGGAGGCAAUGGUGGUACAGGUGUAGGUGGAGAUAAAACGUGGCCACUCUUCAACUGAUCCUGUGAACGUAGGUAAAUCCCGCGGGAAACCCUGCCGUGCAGUUAUUUGUGAGUGGUUCAAAAAAGUGUUUUGUGGUGCGUGCUGUGUGCAGUUUGCGUAUGAUGUGUGCGGUUCAGUGUGUGUAGUGUACAAGGAUGGUCCUGAUUCGCGGGGUACACCCGUUCCUCUUCGUUCAAAAAUAUCGCUGGCACCAUAACCCUUACGUUUAUCAUAGAACGCGCGCUCGUUAGUGGUAACGCGUUCAUUAUAAGUGGCACGGUCAUCAUAUGCCGCGCGCUCGUUAGCGGUAACGCGUUCAUUGUAAGUGGCACGGUCAUCAUACGUCGCGCGUUCAUGAUACAUGGUGCGUUCAUCAUAGGGCAUCACACCGUAGGGCGCGCGCUUGUCACACGGCCCUUGCGCUAGUGACGUCGUUCCGUAGCCAUCACAGUACGUCACUCGUUGCCCUCGGGAUGAAGGGUUUUGACCUCUAGCCAAGCCAUUUUCUUUUUGUGGGGUUCGCCUCAUCGAACUUUCCAUGGCAAGAAUCCAUUCUUCAAACGCUUCUCGAUCAGCGCGACCCUCGGAAUUCAGCGGUUUUGAUGUUGGCGCCCCCAAACGAUCCGUUUCCCGGCACCAUUCUUCCGCUUUCUCGAGUUCGAGAAGCUCGCGAAGCUCACGGAAUUCUUGUUCGAUUUCAGCCAUUCGUUGGCGUCGUUGGUCCGUAGACAUGCGUAAACUUUCACUCACUAUCCUCCUUUCGCUUCCCGUCUCGCCUUCGUGGCUAUGGUAAGACUCACCCGAGCAGCCCGUGUGCACUGCUGGUAUCUUAGAUUCAGCAUUCCUCAUUGUCUCGCCAUGCACCUGCCUUUCCAAUUUGCUCUGGCUCGUGCUCGCUUCCAAAGCGGAUUGCCGCGUACUCUAACUUUCCGGAAUCGAGCUCGUUGACGCCCUGGUUACUUGAACUCCAUCACGCCUCGUAGCCGGAUUCACGAUGGGUGUAGAGUUGCACUCCUGUACUGCCCUGCACACCUCCUGCUGGUUUUCUAUCUUGUCUUACUUGCACUGCAAAUUUGCCACUACACAGAAUAAUGCGAACGCGGAUUUUUCGGUGUUGUUACGCGGUUAUAAAGGCGGUAUAGUUUGCUCGAAACUAAUUUUUUGGAAUGUUAGAAAUUCUAACAUGAAAUUAACAACCAAAUUUUUUAGGCUGGUGGACGAGUGCCAAAAAAUUAGUUUUUAUUCUACACUGGUCGAAAUCGUGUUAGAGAAAGGCCGAAAGUUGAGAUCUUUCACCUAUUUAUAUGUUUUUGUCCCUCAUAACGCUGACAGUGCCGUGGAACCUUAUAAAUGUACCAACACAUGGCUUUAACAAGAUCUUGGAACCUCUUAUUCAUGACCUCCGAAAACUGGAACACGGAGUAGACGUUUUCUACGGAACAGAAAAAUAUACCAUACGAGCAGUGGUAACGAUGUUCUGCGGUGAUACACUGGCUGUACAUGAGGUUUUCGGACUACUGGGACCCAUGGCAAAGUUCUUUUGCAGACUUUGCACUAUACCAAGACCAGCAUUUCACCAGAAUCCGUUCCAAAAUUUUCCCAUGCGUACGAAAGAGUGGUAUGAACUCAACUUGGAGAAAGUUAAUUCAGGAGCUAUGAAGCCUUCAGAUUGUGGAUUGAAACGUGGUAAUUGCAUAUUAAAUGAGCUACAAUACUAUCACAUUACACAAAAUUUUGCUUUGGAUACUAUGCAUGGCAUAGGGGAAGGAUUGGUGCCAAUAACUAUACAGCUAGUACUAGGUCACUAUCACAAAAUUAAGUCGUUGGGUUUCAGUGCAUCAUUCAUCAUUUAAAAAAUAAAAUAAAAAAUUUAAAAGAUAAAUGCAUGUAUCGCAUACAUUUAUUUGCCUAUGGAUACAUCGACAAAAAGAAUAGAGCAUCGGCGAACUUUACUGAUGAAAUGAAUUGCAAUGCUAUCUAAACCCAGUAGUUACAAACUCAAACAGACUGCAUCACAAAACCUGCUACUACUACGUUCUUUUCCUUUUUUGUUUGCUGACAAAGUUCCCGCUAAUUGCGAGUAUAUGCGUAUGAUCGGUCAUUUGUUGAAUAUAACUCGUAUUUUGAUGUCUACAAUAAUAUCUGACCAUAUGUUAGUAUCAUUAGAAGAACUUAUUCGGUUGUAUGAGGAGUCAUUUUACAAAAAAAUUCAACGAAGACUUAACAAAAAUCACCACCUUGACCAUUACAUCCAGUGUAUUAAAAAGAGCGGAAAUCUGAAACAGUAUAAUUGUUUAGUGUUCGAGCAAAAGAACAAACCAAAUAAAAAUCAAUCAUCAACUUGUAGAAAUUUUAAAAAUAUAUGCAAAAGCUUAGCACGACAAUGCUUUACAAUGGCCAUAGAUAUUCUAAAUAAUCCAUUUACUGAUAAUUUUACAUAUUACGGUGGAAACUUAGUUAAGCAAGAACAUUGUAACAGUGUUUGCUUCAUAGACUAGUGUGUUCCACAUAUUUUUGUACCCAACAAAGCAACAGUAAAUGGGAUCGACUUCAGAAAAAACUUGCUAGUGUGCAUAAAAAAUCACGAAAAUGAAUAUUACCCGUUGUAUGGUAUUAUUGUCGAGAUAGUGGUUAUGGACAGUGCUAUGUUUUUGCUGAUAAAAUUAUUCAAAACUAAUGGAUAUAAUGAUUGUCUAGAAGCGUACGAAGUUGCAGUAGGACGAACUGAAAAAUUUGUUUCGUUUGAAGAAAUCCAUUCGCAUACUACCUUUGCCUUUUGGUCACCAUUUGGAAGUGAUAAAAAAUAUGUCUGUAAGGAUAUUGACAUGUACCAAUUACAUUCAAAUGUACUCACCUUGGUUGCAAAACAUCGCACUACUGUCAAAAUGUCACAAUACGUAUUGUCACAAAGAGCACAUGUUUAAGGUAGAAGAAGACAGGUAACGCGUCACUCUUCAGUUCCCAUUGCCACGCCGUGAGCAGCAGACCAAUAAAGUGCGCUUCUUAAAACAUGGUCUCAGAAGUUUAUCAUAACUAAAAGGGAACCUGAUAUAAAUACUUAUAAAGUGCUCAUCGUAAAAAUAUGGCAUCCGAUCCAAGAUUACCGCAGCCGCUUGAUUGUGAUAACUUAGCAAAAGAAUGGCCUCGCUGGAAACAAUCGUUCGCUAUUUACUUGCGUGCUAGUGGCAAAAUAACAGAAAAGGAAGAGAACAAAGUUGCCACAUUUCUAUGGACAAUUGGACCACGAGGUGUGGAAAUUUUCAACACUCUGUACCCCGACGCUGCAAAUGCUGCAAAUCUCUUCGGCGAAAAUGAAAGUGAGGUCGAGGACGAAGGUGUUGCCGACGCGGCUGAAGAAGAGGGAGAAGCGAUGUCUCUUAAAAAGGUAAUUGCAGCAUUUGAUGAUUACUGCUUGCCAAAAAGAAAUGCUGCAAUGGAAGCGUUCAAGUUCCAUAAAAUUGCACAAAAAGAAAAGCAAACGUUCGCGGAAUUUGAAACUGAACUACGAACGCAAGCCCAGUUUUGUGAAUUUCAGUGUUUGAAAUGCAACACUCCAUACACUGAUCGUAUGCUGCGCGACCGAAUAAUUAUUGGCAUCAACGAUAAAUCUCUCCAGCACAAAUUGCUGGAUCGACACGACGCCACGCUCAACAAAGUCGUAGAAACAUGCAAACUAUUUGAGGUGACUUCGGAUAACAAGCAAGUGUUGGAGGAAAAGUUGAGCCUGCAUGAGGUUAAAAAGGAAGAACGACAAUCGGAGGAUGAGCGGCAAGUAGCAGCAGUUAAUUGCAUGUCAGAUUAAUUGAUAACUAA